This is a messenger RNA of Phasianus colchicus (ring-necked pheasant), 8287 nucleotides long. RefSeq names its product NCK associated protein 5 (gene NCKAP5). Lineage: Eukaryota; Metazoa; Chordata; Aves; Galliformes; Phasianidae. The record is from RefSeq and is a predicted model, not a curated record. Gene Ontology annotation, cellular component: microtubule plus-end. Gene Ontology annotation, biological process: microtubule bundle formation; microtubule depolymerization.
UUACAGAUGCUUUUUUCAAGAACUUUUUCACCUGCAGAUGUCAUCUUUUGUUGCAUGUGCUGACAAGUUCUUCACGUGCUGAUAAAUGACAGCGGCAUUUCUGCAGGGUGCUUUUCUUUUAAAAAACAGAUAUUUUGCCUUAAAAACAGGCUGCUUGAGAAAGUGUCUUUGUUUUUCUCAAAUCCAUUUUUGAUUUUAGGAAGUCUAUGGGGUAUUGUCUCUUCUGUGUGUUUCCAGAGUAAAUUCCUCUCCUCCUUUACCUCCCUCUCAAUGGCAGAUUUCUGCACCACUUUGCACAUUCUUGGUAUUUGCUACAUUUUCCCAGUCCACGCACUGGAAACUCUUCCCUUUUCCAUAAGCAGUAAGACUGUACUUACAUUCCUUUCUUAAAACUUAUCAGGAAAAAGUGUGUUUUGAUUACCAAAUUUUUAAUUAAGCAAGUUAAUUGCUGUAUGAGUCAAGUCCAAGAUUCAGGUAAUGGUCUUAUAGGUUAAUAAAAAACUGAUCGCAAAAUGUGUGCAGCAUGUUUAGUAUUUUUAAUUUCAUUUUUAUGCAUACAUUUAUUGAUAAAACAGACUUCUUAGCUGUGAUAAUGUCAUCCAGAACAAAGCUGAUGUGUGAAGCUGCAGGAAAACAAAUCACAUAGCCUGAUUUGCAUGGUUUGCUUCCAUGUUGCCAUCAUGAUGAGCUACUUUGUUGUUUGAAUGGAGCAAAUGAUGUUUAGAUUCACUUUAUUUACUUUAGUUCUGUUGCCCUGCUGCAAAAUAAAACAGUAACACAGCCAUUAGAUAUUUCAGAGAAAUACGGCAAAGAGAGCACGCUCUGAUGGGAGGAAUACCAGUGUGAUGUGCAAAAAUGCCACCGUAACAUGGAUGUGGCACAUUCAGUGCAACAUGACCUGCUAUUCACGUGCUUUUCUUUCCAUAGGGAGAAGCUGUCUGUGGCUCGGCUGCAGCGAGAAGUUGCACAGAGUAAGAGCGAAGGAACCAUGCGUGAGAAACUGAUACAUGAGUUGGAGGAAGAAAGACAUUUAAGACUUGAGAGUGAAAAGCGAUUACGGGAAGUAACACUGGAGUCAGAGCGUAACAGAGCUCAGAUGCGUGGCCUACAAGAGCAGUUUUCCAGAAUGGAGGAAACGGUGAGAAAUCUACUACAGAGCCAAGGAUCCACAGGCCAGAAUGGAGAAGGAACUGUCAAUAUCAUGAAGGCAUAUCAGGAAAAGCUGUCAGAAGACAGUAGGAAAUGCAAAGAAGGUAUGGAAAAAAAUCACACAGCAGUAGAUGAAGAUUCAAGAAGUGAAAGCAACAGCACUGAAGAGGAAAAAGAAAAGACAAAAUUGCUAUUGGAGCGUUUGAAAGCUCUGGAGGCAGAGAAUUCAGCACUGGCUCUGGAAAAUGAAAAUCAGAGAGAACAGUAUGAAAGAUGUCUUGAUGAGGUAGCUAAUCAGGUCGUUCAGGCUCUACUUACUCAAAAGGAUCUGAGGGAGGAAUGUAUAAAGCUGAAGACGAGAGUUUUUGAUUUGGAACAACAGAAUCGAACAUUAAGUGUGCUUUUCCAGCAAAGGGUCAAACCAGCUUCUGACCUCCUCCUUCAGAAACUCCAUUCGCGCAUCUUAGACCUCUCAUCUGGAGAUCUGCUGUCAGAAGUAGAACGAAACAGAAGCUCGGUGCAGUUGCAACCUGCUGAUGCUCAGAUUCACGAAUGCCAACAGAAUGUGAAAUCCACUGUACCUGCCUUGAAAUGCCACAGUCAAUUAUAUGUGACAGGUCCUAGCCGCCUGUAUCCCCGGAGCAGCUGCAGUAGCAGUGAACUCUCCCUUUCAAGUGCUUGCAGUGAAUAUUCCAGUGGUUCCUCCUACACUUGGAAUGAUGGGAAGACAUGCAGCAAAAGGUCAUCCGUGAGCUGGGAUAAAAGAAUAAGCAUUGGUUCUUCACUCCCAAGCAACCUCUCUAGUCCUGCAGAUGAUCUGCCUCCAACUCGUAUCAAGGAAAACCAUAUCCUAGAAGGGCUGAAGAAAUUACAGAGGCAAAAAGUAUUACUUGAAUCACCUUCAGUAAUAUCGAAAUGGGGUUACAAAGAUUGCAUGAACUCCAAUGAAGGAAUAUAUUCCCCUGGAGUUAAAUGUGGCAGCCAUCAUGAGCAGACUCACUGUAAGCCAAUGGAAAUAGGAAGGAUUUGCACUGAACAUAACAAAACUUUCUCUUAUGAUUCAGAUUCACAUGAUGAUGUGGAUGAUGAUUCUUCAUCUUUAUUAUUGCUGCAGGAAGUACCAAGCAAAGACUGCAGGAUCUAUUGUAACAAAUUAACCCACAGUGUUUCUGACAGUCUCUUUCACUGGGAUCCUAAUAAGAAACAUUUGCCAGAAAGAAGUUCAUAUUUUAAUUCAAAGGAAAGACCAGAAAAAUUGACUAGUUUUGUCAGUGGAUUUCAGGCAGAAGUAGAAUCAUGCACCAGAGCAAAGCUGCCUGAUUUACAGUUAGAUCAAAGCCUUGCUAAUAUAGGCUGGAAGGAUCUUAAUUUUCAGCUUUCAGAUACUGAUGACAAUGAAGUCUUGGAUGAAUUGCAUAUAGAAAGCAGUGAUGAGAAAAGUCCAUCAGAUUUAUUAUCAACUCCUUUUACAGAGAAGUACACAAAGAACUCUGAUGAGCUCAUUGUCACGGAGAAUUCUCAGUUUAUAUCUGGUGACAAAGAGGAAAGACAGACAUCUGCUCACUCAGACAUUAGGCCAAAGGCAUGUAAUUUCAUUAAACAACAAAAAGUUAUAAAAAAGACUUCUUCUGAGGAGUGCAUUACAGUAAUAUUUGAUGCUGAGGAUGGUGAGCCUAUUGAAUUCAGCUCACAUCAAACUGGAGUUGUCACUGUAACAAGAAAUGAGAUAUCAAUCAACCAACCAGAAAGUAGGUCCAGUGCAGAAUAUACUGAAUUUAUACCUCAGGGAAUAGCUAAUUUGCAGACAAGAGCAAAUGCUAGAGACUACACUGUUUUGGAAGGACCUGAAGACAAAACUAAGAAACAGCCUCUUGAAGAUAAUACAGGGAAUAAAAAUACGGUUGUCGCCACGACCUGCAGUGAAUCUUCACCCUGUGGAAGAGUAAUGCUGCAAAAUGCCCCACGACAAAAACUAGUGAAGCCCCUGUAUGAUGUAUCAUACAAGACCAAUUCAAGCCCCAUUGUUCAUGCAGGAAUCAAUCAAAAGCCAAUCUUGACUAAAAUACCCAGCAGAGGUAAAUUUUCUCCACAAAAAACCAAGAUGACGGAGAGUGAGGAGGCACCUGCAGCUACAUCAGUGACCCCUGCAACCCUUGAAAAAUCACCUGCUCUGCCACCUGUAAAGCUUUCAAGACUCAAAAAGGCACAAAGUCCACCUCGUAAUUUUGACUCAAAAGUCGACUUCCAGAUUCCAAAGCCCCCUGCCCACCCCCUGCCCAGCUCAAAGCGUCCGGGCAGAGGCAAUGGGACAAAGUAUCCAAAGAGUCAGAGUCCAGCAUCACCACUGUUGCCUCAGCACCUUAUAGAGCCUACUGACUAUGGAGAACCUCCAACUAGAGACUCUAAUCAUGAUUUAGCAACUGGAGAAGCCAGGUCACCAUCCCCACCCCUUCCUCCAGGCAGGUCAACAUCCCUAUUGAUUCGGCCUGAUUAUGCUCAUUCACCACCUGUGGCUGUGAAGUUAGGAGGAGCUGUUCCUGGUGAAACAGCAAAAAAUAUACUGAAAUCAUCACCAUUAAAAGGAACUGCAAACUCUGGCAUCCAUAAUCAAUCUAGUCAUGAUAUGCAAGCAAAAAGUGUAUCUUCUGGGGCCAAAAUUGAGUUAUCUUACCUUCAAGAAAAUUCUGAAGCAAUUAUGCAAAAUAAAUGUAUAUCUCAGCAAUCCCAUAGUGCAUGCCAAGGACUUUCCAAAGUUUUCACAAAGCAAGUCUGCCUAAAAAACACUAAUCAGAUAGGUCUCCACAGGAACCGUGAGUUUCUGAGCACAGAUUCUCAGACAGGCAGGUCCAUUCCUCUGGGUCCGUCACUGGAAACAACUUCACAAGAAGCACAUUCCAGCAAGAAGGAUAUUUCCAGUGACAGUGGGGUUGAUCAGCCACAAAAGAUGCCAAACAUUCUCCCUGCAACUCCUCAAUGUCAUACAACAAGUGCGAGUGAGCCCUUGCUAUCUCAGGUAAACAAUUCUCCAUUGUCAACACUGUUUCAUGGUAGUGACACUGCAAAUGCCACACAAAACUCUAAUGAGAAAGGAGUGAAAACCCGUCUUCCUGUAGGACUGAAAUUAUUUGUCAAAUCUCCUCAGCUUCUCCGAAAGAGCUCCACUGUCCCAGGGAAGCAGGAAAAAGAUAGUAUAAAUGCAGCUUCCAAAAGCCACGUGAGUACAAGUAAGUACAAGCAAAAUGAAUGUGCGUCCACCAAAGGUGCAAUGGAUGCUGAAUUAAAAGACUCUAAGUCUGAUAACGAAGUAAAAGAUAAUUUUACUGUGAGACUUAGUAUGGAUACGGCAUCACCUCAUUCACAUGAAAAUGGCAGCUUGGUGGUAGACAGAGUAGAUGAAUUAGAAAGAAAAUUAGUUAAGAGAUCUUUUUCUUCUAGCAACAAGUCACACUUGAAACCAGCUCUGGGCAUGAAUGGAGCUAAAGCUCGAAGUCAGAGUUUCAGCAUUCAUACAGGAGAAAAGACAUCUGCCCUUGUGACAGAAGGUCUUGGAAAAGUACGGACUCAGAUUAUUACAAACACUUCUGACAGAGGAAAUUCUCUAACAAGGCAGAACUCAGCCAUGGAAGGACUUCAAAUCAAGGUCAUUCCUGGGUCAGCAGCAACACAAGAGACUCUUUCAAAUACUUCAAAAAACACAGAAAAUUCUUACUCUAGACAAGGUUCUCUUGGAAGUAAUAACAAUAACCAGCAUGGAAGCCCAAGCAAACUGCCAUUCAGAUCAUCUCCAAAAGUAGACUCGUUUCGAAACACUUCAAAAUAUGAUGGGAACAAAUCAUUUUCUGUGAAAGAUGCACGCAGUCUAUCUGUCCAGAGUGAGAAAGACAGUGAAAAUUUAAAACAUGAAGCUCUAAAUAAAAAAAGUGUUUUGCCAGCAGAAUUGGAGUUAGAAGCAUCAGCUACUGUAUCUUCCAAACAGAUUUCAUCAUUUCAUAGCUUGGGUGGAAUAAAAUGUCCGCAUAAACUGGAAGCAAUAAAAUCACAGAGACAGCAGAUGUCUUUAAAGUUAGCAGAAGCCUCUCAUGUUACUGAUGUUUUUAGUUCACCUGCUCUACAACCUACGAUAGAGGAGAAGGUCAUGUUGUGCAUCCAAGAGAAUGUCCAGAAGGGUCAGGAACAAAACAAAUCUCCCACUGUAGAGACUAAACAAAAGACUGGGCCCUCUAUAGCUAGUUGGUUUGGCUUUCGAAAGAGUAAGCUGCCAGCACUGAGCAGCAGGAAACCUGACAUUCCUAAAACAAAGGUAGAAAAAAAAGAACCAAGAGUUUCAGGAUUUGGAAUUAAACAGUCAAAAUUAGAGAGAAGAAAAGAAAAAAAGCAAACUGAACAACACUGUGAAGUGGAAAAUGAAAUUAACAGGAAAACGGACAGCAGUGACUUUUUAGAUGAUGCUCUGGAGUUUAAAAUUUUGAAGCCAUCACGAAACACAUCUGGCAAGAUUGGAUGUGAACAAAUCAGAGGUUCCACCUCAGCUACAUACUCACCAAAAGACAGUUUUAUGAAAGAACUUUUGAGCAGAGUUGAUAAGAAAGCAGCUCAGCAGACAGAAAGUGGAUCAAAUAAUGUUUCCUACAGGAGUGUGUCGAAGGGCAGCUCCCAGGGCUCCUCUCUUCACAGCAACUCUAUCAGCUCUCAAGGAAACCACAAGAAAAACAGCAACACGAAAGCUGAUAUGGAAAUGCAGAAUCAGACCCUGGCUAACGUAGUCACAGAAAACCUGCAAGAAGAAGAGGAGGACACCAUGACAAGGACUACAUGUCAGAGUCAUGUGAUAGAGUCUUGCUGCCAGAUGAGGACGCUGGACAGUGGGAUUGGAACCUUCCCACUCCCCGACUCAGGGAACCGAUCUGCGGGGCGACACGUGUCUAAGCAGGAAUCGACCUUGGAAACAGAAGCCCUCGCACCGUCUGAGCAAAUUCUUCUUUCAGCUCCUUCAGUAAAAGCCAAAACUCUUGAGCGAGAAGUGCCUUCAACAGCUAUGAGUCAGGAGUCGGUGGAAAGCAUAAUUAGUCACUCAACAUCUGAUCCAGCCAUGACUGCCAAAGGUAUACGACCUUUUCAAAGUCGCCUUCCAAAACCAGAUUCCUCAGGAAUAAUUAACCUUGCAAAGCAAAGUGAACAAGAACCAAGUUCUGUGACCUCUACCUCAUUAGAGCUUACUGAAGAAACUGUAGAAAAUAGAAAAGCUCUUUCAGAUUGGACCACCAAGAAAACUACAAAAACAAAGGACAGAGCUCUAAGAGUGUGCACUUACUCUGCCAGCAGCAGUGACACUGAACCAGAGCCAGAGUAUGGAACAAAUUAUUUUCGAGCUGCAGAGGAGACGUUAGUGGAGUUAACAAAGAGCAACAAACAAGCUGAGCAGGAAAAACAGAAGCAGAGAAAGUCAGUUCUGGGGAACCCGAUGUCAAUCUUGGAUUUAUACCAGCACAGUCUCUAUGGCCAUUUUGGAGAGGAUGGACCUGAACAAUUAACACAUUUCAGUUUAAUUGAGCAGCUGAGUGGACCUUCCAGUAAAGACAGCAAAGGCAAAGAGAGCCCAACUAAAUUGAAGCAAACUGAAGAAACAAAAGAAGAUUCUCAGACUAGAUUAUCUAGAAUUUCCCUGGAGUCUCUCAAUAAAUUUAACAGCAAUAACGUACUUUUAUUAGAAAAGGAGAAGAAUUGUCUGAACAAAGCUGAAGGACAAAAGGAGGAAAACGGAAAGAAGGAAGCAUCUUCCUUAAACAGCUCCGAUAGGCAGGACAUGGACAAUUUGGAGUCCCUGAGCGAUUCUUUGUACGACAGCUUCUCCUCUUGUGCCAGCCAAGGCUCUAACGACGUGUGAGGACGCUUUCAGCCGGCUGCAAAGGGAGCACUUACAGAGCUGCAAGCGGGCAGUGAGAGCGGAGUAGGAACAGAACUCACCCCGUGUCACUGCGCCCGUGGCAGGCUGUUCCCAGCUUUGGUCUUCAUGACACAGCAAUAAGAAGGGCAGCACUGCAUUCGUCUCAGUGCAGGAGGCUCGAUGCUCCACACAAGUGACUACACAGAGAAAAGUCUUAAUUUUGCACUUUUAUGAAUAUUUGUAUAGGUGUAAAUAUUUUGGAAAGAUAUAUUUGUAGGGAGAGAUGACAGCAAUAAAUAUUACGUUGGUGCUAUGCUCCCGUAAUGGCAGAUUACUGACUUAAAUUGAUGUUAAUAUUAACCAGAAAAGUUAGUAGAUUUUUUUAAAAAGAUUUAUACGUAUUCUGGUCUUAAAACUAUGUAGAAACACUGCGUGUCCAUAAACCCAAGCCUACCGAAUCAUCUGUAAGGAACUUUGCAGACUCCUUUUGCAAAAUAUAUUUUUUAUUUUUAGUGCAAUUCCAUGCAAGCGCUCUGGGGAAGGCUGCAUUUCGGCUCCAGUGUCGCAACAGGUGUCCUGUUGCAGAAGGCGUUUACUUGCAGCGUGGCGAGCAGAUGAAUUCUGCGAUUCUGUGAAUAACGGGGCGGUGCUGCCGGUGCGGACCGCUCAGCUGACGUGCAGGCUGGGAAGGCUGGCGUCGGAGCACUGCUCUGUUCUCCACCUCCUCCCAUCCUCGUUCCCGAAUCUUGUGCUAUCGUCUGUCCCCGUUCUGUCCUGAUUGAAUCGUCGGCUCCGCCGUUCUUGGUGGCGGUGACACGUGAGGAGCGGUGGGCGCGAGCCAGCACCGCUCAGACGUAGCCGGGCGCCCGCGUGGUUUUGUUUUUCUACGAGGGCUGUUUAUACGUGAGGGAAAGUCUAUUUCAAAGGUUCGGUGUAUUUUUUCUAGAUGUGAAGUAUUUAUAACUGCUUUUUGUACAGCGACCUGUAAACCAGAUGUAUUUGGGAUAUUUCUGACCCCGCGGUUUCUCCAGCACCUGUUAAUCUAUGAAACGACACUGUAUCGUCUGCGUUAACCCUUCGUGCAAUUUGUUCCAAGUCAUUCCCGCUGUAAACUCGCGUCGACUUUUAAGAGAUUUUCACCGAGGCAUCUUAAAUAAACCUCCUCCUCCUCCUCCUCCUCCUCUGCACGCGGGGCUGUGGGAGCGCGUCCCACCAACGGCCGCCGCUCGCGCCCCUCAGCGCGCGCCUCGCGCC